AGCUCGGCGAUCUUUCGCGACUCAAAGAUCAACCGCUACAAGGAGAGCCGCCGACUGGAGGAGGCGCUGACCGGGCUGAAGGCGCUGCUCGCCGAGCAGAAGGAAGAUCCGUCGAAGAUCGACGAGGACGUCGAGCGGCGCUUCUACCUCACGCUGAUCCGCCUCUGGCUGGGACGGGUCGUCGAUGAGCUCGCCUCCAUCGAGCUGGAGAAGCCAAUGGCAAAGAUGCACCUUGCUUCGGUGGCGGCCGGUAGCUCUGCAGACGCUAGCGGCAGCUCGAACCCUGGCAAACCGCACUCGCACCACCGAAACCCCUUCGUCGCUCCCAAGCCCAAACCUAAGCCACCGAUCAUCAUCACCCGUGACGCCGCGCAGAAGGCCGUCUUUGGCAUUGGCUACCCCGCCUAUCCGACGAUGACCGUGGAGGAGUUCAUCAGCGGCAAGGAGGCGGACGGGUCGCUCGCCUUCCAGGACAGCCGCGUCUACGGGAACUCGCUGUACGACUGGGCCAACGACCCGGAGAAGAAAGUCGCCGAAGAGGUGAGCGAGGAGGAGCGAAAGGAGCGCCUCGAGGAGGCGGACGACCCGGUGGAGCUCGCCCGCCGCCGUCGCAUGGACGACUGGAAGGACGAGCACCGCAGGGGCGAGGGCAAUCGCCACAACAUGGGCUAG
This is a messenger RNA of Rhagoletis zephyria (snowberry fruit fly), 672 nucleotides long. The record is from RefSeq and is a predicted model, not a curated record. NCBI's taxonomy places the organism in Eukaryota, Metazoa, Arthropoda, Insecta, Diptera, Tephritidae.